UCUCUCCACUAUCAAAGCCAACCUGACCGAGCGUCUCCGGGUCAUGGAUGACAAGCUGUCCUCCGUGUCCGAAGAGAGAGACCAGCUGAACGACGAACUCACUAAAGUGACCAAAGUGAUGGAGAGACUUCAGCGUUUGUGCCAACAGAAGAAAACGUGUCCUGCAGGAUGGAGGAUGUUCAGUUGUUCCUGUUAUCUUCUCUCUGAAGAGUCUGCUUCCUGGGAUGAGAGCAGACAAGACUGCAGAGACAAAGGAUCAGAUCUGGUGAUCGUAGACACGCUUGAAGAGCAGGAAUUUCUCACGAGCCUCAUCAGGAAAAGCAGUUGGAUUGGUUUAAGUGACAGAGACAACGAGGGCACCUGGACAUGGAUUGAUGGAACUCCACUGACUGACACUGAGAAGUAA
Messenger RNA from Anoplopoma fimbria (sablefish), 406 nucleotides. Its product is annotated as CD209 antigen-like protein A. Bases 44 to 406 code for a protein of 120 amino acids. NCBI's taxonomy places the organism in Eukaryota, Metazoa, Chordata, Actinopteri, Perciformes, Anoplopomatidae. The record is from RefSeq and is a predicted model, not a curated record. The transcript has 3 exons.